Molecule: messenger RNA, 3993 nt
Organism: Leptinotarsa decemlineata (Colorado potato beetle)
Lineage: Eukaryota; Metazoa; Arthropoda; Insecta; Coleoptera; Chrysomelidae
Gene: Ptl
Product: prothoraxless
Biological process (GO): anterior/posterior pattern specification; negative regulation of transcription by RNA polymerase II
Cellular component (GO): nucleus
Molecular function (GO): DNA-binding transcription factor activity, RNA polymerase II-specific; RNA polymerase II cis-regulatory region sequence-specific DNA binding
Source: RefSeq, a predicted model, not a curated record
UCACGUAAAGCAUAGGACAAGUUGGUGUCCGCGCGCUAUCUCACAUGAACAAGAUAUAAACUGCGAUUUUGUUCAAUUGUUAAAGACAGUCACGUGAAAGUUGCGGUUUAAAUUCCUUCCGUAAUACUCCGUAGUGACCGAUGGACUUCGACUUCCGGGCUCUUUCCGGGUCCUCUUAGGCCUCCGGAACGACUGCGGUUUAGAAAGGUGAGCCUUUCAAGUGUCAGUGUGAAAUGUAAUAACUCUUUGGAUACAACCCGAACUACCCCCUCAGCACACCGUAAUUUCUGGGUCAUAUGAGACUACUUUUUUAUGUUGGAUGAGGAGCUGGACCCCGACGGCGUGGACAAGCUAGAAAGUGCGUAAAAGAAGUGAGUCAAGUGCAAAUAUCAGUGGAGUUCAAAAAAUGCCGCUGCAGUGAUUUUAAUGUGAUUCUGUGCAACCAAACUCAGUGUACCAAUACUAGCUGUGAUCAAUAAUAAUUUAUAAUGAGUUCGUACUUUGCCAAUUACAUGCCGGACAUGAGGAAUGGUGGGGUAGUGUCUGCAGAGCAUCAGCACCAGCACUAUGGAGCUGCCGUGCAGGUGCCCCAAGGACAGCCGGAUCCUAGCUCUUGCUCUGGCGACCCGUCCGUGGUGGGUCUGCGCCAGGGCAUCCCCCCGCAUCACUACGGCGGUCCUCCGGCGGCGGGGCAGCCGCCCCAGGGCAUGCCUUACCCCAGAUUUCCCCCCUACGACAGAAUGGACAUCAGAAACGCGGCUUACUACAACGCGCAGCAGAUGGACGAGUACCGGCCCGGCAGCCCCACCAACAUGCAAAUGGCGGCGGGCAAUGGGGUCCCCAAUAACCAGCAAACCCCCGUAGGUGUGGUGUAUCCUAGUUGUAAGUUACAAGGUCCCACGCAGAACGGCGUGUUGGGCCCCACCGGAAGUCCGCCCCUGGAUAGUGCCCAAAGUCUAAAUUCGCACCAUAUGGGACAUCAUAUGCAGGAACAGCUUCCGCAGCAUCAUCAGCAGCCGCAUCAACCUCACCACCCGCAACAGCAGCAUAUGAUGUACGCAGGACAACCCAAUGCCAACCUUCAUCAGGCCCCUCAUCAGCAACCGCCGCCCCUGCAGCAACAGCCGCAACCUGGACAGCAGCCUCCUAAUAAUAAUAACGCCUCUGCGUUACCUAGUCCGCUUUAUCCCUGGAUGAGGAGUCAGUUCGAAAGGAAACGAGGUCGACAGACGUACACUCGGUACCAAACCCUGGAGCUGGAGAAAGAGUUCCACUUCAACAGGUACUUGACGAGGCGAAGAAGAAUAGAGAUAGCGCACGCUCUCUGCUUGACUGAACGGCAAAUCAAAAUAUGGUUCCAAAACAGGCGCAUGAAAUGGAAAAAGGAGAACAAGACCAAAGGAGAGGGAGGUUCGGAAGGAGGUGGAGACGACAUCAGUCCUCAGGGAUCACCUCAGUGAACCAAACCGUAUUAAACCAUGUACCUAAAUACACAUUUUAGUCAUGCAUUUGCCUUUCGCUACCAGCGAAGGCCGUUUUGGCAGAACACUUCAAAAUUCCCCAUACAACCAUAUUGACCUCUUAAGAAAAUCCUUUUUGUGUAUAAAUUCGAUACGCGAUUGUAGAUCGAUUUAAUAGUUAAUUUAUUUAUAUAUUGUAGAUAAAAUAGUGUUUUUAUUAUUUUUGCGCGAUUUCGAAUUGGACUGUCGUCGAAAAUUUAAUUAGGAGGCCAGUGCAACGUGCAAUUCAGUGAAGCAGACGAACUGCCUAACAGUGAAGAUACAUCCCCGGGUUCGAAUUUUUUGUAUAAAUAUUUUAUAAAUCAAUGAUAAAACAUAUGUGGUUUAGAAUCUCUACAAGAUCCACGAUGAUAAGGUCAGUGACGGCAUUUUCUUUUGAAAUGUUUGUGACUCACGCAAGCUAACCUGAAAAUAUUCUCCCAAAUUGAUCCACUCAUGUCGUUCUAGUUAGCUUGUUUCACAUUUUAGACCGUAGUGAUUGUUGUUUGUUUUGCAAAAAUGUGGCGAUUUUGUUUUGGUUAUGUUAAUUUUAGACUGAAUUGAAUUUCUCCGUACUAUUUUUCCAUGCCUUUGCGUUGGGUUUCCUUCCGAUAGUUCCAGUGAUUUUGAAUCAAGAAAAGUGUGACAUUUUGUAGGUGUGUUAAUUUGCAACAAUAAAUUUAUGGAAUAUAUUUUUUUAUUUUAUUUCAACUCUGGAUUGUUGUGUAUUCAUUCAGGGCCAAACUCAAAGAGACCUUUUGUAGAAUCGGAAAAAAAUGUUGCUUUAUUGGGAUCAAUUUUUAAAAUAUACCUAUUCUGUUGUUUGAUGCACUUUGUUAUAAAGAUAACUUGAACAACUUGAAAAGUUCCCAUUUUCAAAAUCUUUCCUCUGAGUGAUAUGGGGAAUAUUUUCAGCCCGUUUGGUUUGAACCAUGCAUAAGCUAGAUGUCACCCCUAGAUAUUCUAAUCUGGCUCAAAAGUCACAUCAUUUCGAUGUGACCUCCUCUCAAUUCUCAUUCCAGUAUUUUCUUAAAAAUUACAGAAGCAAUUAGAACUUGCCUGCAUUGACAGUUGUGGUUUUUAGAUUAUCAUUUGAAUGAAAAUGAGUGUCUCUUUUUAGUAGUUUUUUUCCUUUCACUAAAUAGCAUGAGUGAAACUUAAUUACAGACGUAAUAGUCUGAAUCAGUUUAUGUAAUUUUAGCUCAAAAAAUUGAAAACCUUCUGAACGCAAAUGAAGCACCAUAGCAAAAUUUUAAUAUUACAUUACUUUGUAUUCACAUGAAUUUUUUGAGGGUAAUUCUGCUGGUCAGGCUAUUUCUGCCAACAAUUAACUCGUGAUAAAAUUAUUUUCAUUCAGUGUAGUUUCCGAGUUUUUGGAAAUUGCUGGUGAAAGAACAAGAUACUAUUGGACAAAGUUCAAUUUAAAGCCCUUUGCAACGAUAUACCUCUUUCCAUUUCCCUCCUUUUUAAGAUCUAUACUCGUUGUAGGGGGUUUAAUAACGAAACCGCCCCCCUUCAAAACGUAAUCUACUGAUUUGGGAUAUUAUUUUGUGGAAAAAAAUUCAAAAGAAAAACAUUUUCAAAUUGGCACGCUGUAUAAAAAACUGAAUAAUGAUAUUUUGGACAUACGAUAUUUAGAUAAAAACAUAACCCAUUCAAGAUUGAUAGUUUCAAUGUUCAUGCUUCUCAAUAAGUAGAGAAAGAAGUUAGCCGAAAAAAAAACAACUAAUCUAAUGAGAACUGAACUUUUAUUAGAACAACUAUUUGACUAUUAGAAAAUUCUAGAACUACUACAACUAAAAACUAACCUCGCAUACAUGCAAACAUUGUAAAAUUCAACGGUAGUUGAUGAGAUUGAUUUAUUUGAAAAUUUCAGAAGAUUUAGUGUAUUCCCCAAAAUAAUUUCUUUUAUUUUUAAUUUUCAAAAAACCAAAACAAGCAUAAAUCUUCAUAUUGGGUACCAAUAUUAGUAUCACAUCUUUUGUUGUCAAAUGAAAAAUGUGUCGAAUAUAACUUUUUCUGGGUUAUUAUUACUUUAUUGAAGAAGAUCCGGAAUAUCUUUAGUAGUAUCAUAAAAAAAGAAACAUAAUAUAACCUACAAUUUAAUAGGUAAUUAGGAAAAUUUGGCAUCUAGCAAUGUUUUUACAAUUUCGUUGAAUUUAACCAUUACUAGGAACCCCGUACAGACUUUAAAACAGGAAUCAAACAGCAAAAAUCAAAUGAAUUAAUGAGAAAACUGAAAUAAAAACUAUAUUAUAUUCAGAAAAAAAAUAAUUUAUAUGAGUACCAACAGUGUGAUUUAUUGUAUUGGCAUGAAAUUUUAACGUUGAAAAUGUCCAUGUCUAUAUUCAACAUGUAGAUAGUAUUAGAAAAUGUUUAGAAACAGCGAAAAAUGUAAAAAAGAAAGUAGUGAAAUAUCAUCCAAAUGAAUUGAAGGGGUUAUAUUUUUAAGAGUGAUUAAUUUUUUGGGAAAGAAAGUUUUUGGCUUUCUACU